Molecule: messenger RNA, 690 nt
Organism: Symbiodinium sp. CCMP2456
Lineage: Eukaryota; Dinophyceae; Suessiales; Symbiodiniaceae
Source: the annotation of a GenBank genome assembly
AUGUCGCAGCCAAAGAUUACGCUAACGUCCUUCAACAUGCGCACCGCCGCGGAGGAGAAAGUUUACCUGGCGCUCGUCAUGACGGGCACCGAGUUUGAGAAUAAGUUCGUGGAUUUCAUGGACUGGGGGAAAGUCGAAGCCCCCCAGACCCCCUUCAACCAGCAACCAAUCAUGACCGUCACCGACCCGGACGGCACCGUGAAGACCUUUGCCCAGAGCGCGGCGAUGAUGCGCUGGGCGGCCCGCAAGCUCGACAGCACGGACACCCUCUACCCGGCGGACCCCGACAAGAUGCUCGAGAUCGAGGAGGCCAUCAGCCUCUCGGAUGACAUGGCCAAGGCGUGGCAGCCCGCCUUGAACAUGGGCGAGGGCCUCCAUGCAAAGUACGGGCACCCGCAGGUAUGGCCGGAGUUUCAGGACACGGUGAAGAAGCUGCGCGAGACGUUCAUUGCCGAGAGCCUCCCCCUCUUCAUGUUUCAAUUCUCCCACAAGCUCGAAGCCACCGGAGCCUUCUUCUGCGGUGACAAGCCCACCAUUGCCGACCUGCAAAUUCUGGCCCAGCUACGCUACUUCACCAGGGGUGAAGCUGACCACGUCCCGGCCGACUGCCUGGCACCUUACACGGCGGUAACAAGCUGGAUGGACAGGAUGUAUGCCAUCCCUCAGAUUAAGGCCUGGUACAAGCUGUAA